Closterium sp. Yama58-4 is the source of this 3795-nucleotide messenger RNA. The record is from the annotation of a GenBank genome assembly. Lineage: Eukaryota; Viridiplantae; Streptophyta; Zygnematophyceae; Desmidiales; Closteriaceae.
AUGGCGAGUCGGAAGGUGGUGCGGCGAAUGGCUAUGGCGGUGGCGGUGUGGAUGGGGCUUGCGGGCGUGCUGGCGGGGCUGGUGGCGUGGAGGGUGCAGAAGGGCUUCGACGACAAUCGCAAGGCGGAGCUCGACACCUGGUGCGCCGGUCGCGCGCGCUCGCUGCAGCAGCAGUUCAUGCUCACCGCCGACCACGUGCAGGUAGACCGCCGACCACGUGCGGGUAGUAUUAUUAGGCGAGACAUUCACGUGCAGGCCAGGCUGUUAGGCGAGAAAUGUGUUACUUUGCCAAUGCGCGACAUCAUGUCGAAAGAAGCGAUUCCCUUCAACCACGCGGCGGGGAAUGGACGGAAGUGUUCGUCCGUCCGUGUGCCAUCGGCCGGCGGCGGCCGCUUUGACUGCUCUGUGGCGUCGGGCUUAGCGUCGUCGGCGGCGGACAAUCGCGGCGGAACGGUGCUGGCGGGGCUUGCAACAGUGUUUGGCCAUGUGCGGCAGAACCCCUGGGCGGUGGGCAGCUGUCUCACGCAGCGGCGCUUCGUGCACCUCGUGGAGCGCACCGUGGCGGCACAGCCAUGGGUGCAUGCCGUGGGGUACAUGGCCGUCAUCAACGGCUCCGAUAGGGCGGCCUUUGAGAGGGCGGCGAAGUGCAAGCUACUAGACAUUCUCGGCAAGCCGGCCCCGGAGGCAGACUGGUACAUGAACUCGCGCGUGUGGUUCCAGGAGAACCCGCCAAUUCCGCUGCUCAAGAUGACAUCCACGUGUGUCAACGUGCGCACGCACCCCUCGUACGGCCCUCAGCUAGCGCGCAUGCACCAACUGCCCGCCAAUCUGCUCAACAUGCCCUACGUGCUCGACAAUGGCGAGGCUGGCAUGGAUUCCUGUCUCUUCUCCCCACAUUCUCCGUCUGCUAAUUCCUUCCCUUUGUGUCUCUCCCUCACUCACAUUCUUGCCCCGCCCCCUCUCCCUUCCCUUGCCAACAUGCGGGCAGGCAUGGGGUUUCCGAUCUUCAGGGACGGCGUGACGACCUCCUCUCCUCUGGAGGAGAGGCGGGCGGCGCUGGUGGGGCUGAUAGCGGCGUCCAUCGACUUCAAGAGCCUCGCCGCCUUCAUCAUCAGCGAAGUGCUCCGCCAAGGCGCGGACUAUUCUCUGGAGGUGUAUGACGUCACCCCCACGGAUAUCCUCCCCAACUCCUCCACCCCGCUGGGUCCCCGCCUGUUGUACGGGGUGGGUGACUUGCCUCAAGGCGACCCCAUGCAAGUGGCCAAGCUCAUUCCGCCUUCCAACGAAACCAUGCUACAGCCACAGCGUUACAAGUCGGUGCAGCAAAUCAACCUAACUGAUACAUCAAGAUCGUAUCAGCUUUGGUGCCGCUUCAGCGGUGCCGAUGAGGUCGUCAGCUGGACGUCUGUUCUGCUGGCGGUGGUGAUCGUGGUGGUGGCGGCGCUGCUGGCGGGUGUCGGUGUGAGCGUGGCGUGCAACACGCGCGGCGUGCGGGAGAAGGUGGCGGCGCUGGCGAUGCUCAAGGAGAGAACGCAGGCGGCGGAGCGAAACAAGAGUGUCUUCAUCGCCAACACCGCGCAUGAGCUGCGCACCCCCAUCAUCGGCCUCAAGGGUGCAUUGGGGGGAAUGGGGCGAGUGGGGAGUGUGGCAUUAUCGUGGCACUGUGCAAGGCAUGUUGGAGGAGCUGGCGGAGCUUUCUCCUCCCCUCCCCCGGAGACACCCCUUUCACUGGUUCUCUGUGUGCCCCUCUCCCCUCUCCCCACAGGCAUGUUGGAGGAGCUGGCGGAGGGGGAGGUGGACGGGGGGCAGAGGGAGGACGUGGGGACGGCGGUGGGCGAGGUGGAGCGCAUCGUGGCGCUCAUCAACGUCGUGCUCGACGUCUCCAAGGCCGAGGCCGGCCGCCUCACCAUGGAACACCUGCCCUUCCACACGCGCUCCUGGCUCAAGGACGCACUGCACUCCCAUGCCUGCGCCGCCCACGCUCGCAACCUCAAUUUCACUUGCCGUGUGGAUACGGGUGUGCCAGAGGUGUUGGAGGGGGACUACAUGCGCCUGCAGCAAGUGGUGGACAGCAUUGUUGGUGAGCCACCUGGGUUGAACGGGUUGUCUGGUGCAUCGUGGACUCUACCCCUUUCUGGUUUCAAAUCCAUCAUAGUGGUGGACAGCAUCGUUGACAACGCCAUCAAGUUCACGAGCAGUGGAGGCGUGUGUGUGCGGCUGCAAUGUCUUCCCCCCGACACCCACAUCCCCACCCACCUGCUCUCCCUCGGCUGCCUCGUUGCUGAAGCCACCCCCUGCCGCCCCCCUGCCGCCGCUGCUGAUUCUGCUGAUGCUGAUGCCAGUGUGGGGGUGGCACCAGGGCCGGUGUCUUGGAGGGAGCAGGUGGAGCAGCGGGGGCUGCUGUGGGCUGUGAUGGGCAGCUGGGAUCCGCAGCCGCUGCGCAACCAGCUGGCCUCUCUCAGCGCUCGCUUCUCCAUGAGCCCCUGGCGCACACCUCUGGGCGAAGGGAUGGACCUGGGUGAAGAGGUCGCGGAACACGGGAGAGGUGAGGACAUGGGCGCAGCAGUGCGGGCAGUCGGUGGUGGGGAUACGACAGGAGGAACAUGUGGUGUGCAGCAAGGGUGGAAGGGGAGUGGUGGGAGGAAGAAGGACGGAGAGCGUCGCGUUGGUUGUAGAGGAGGGAGUGCAGCAGCAGCAGGUGGCGGCACAGACUCAUGGAAGGAGAGAGUGGGGAGGUGGUGGCAGGGGCCUGCUGAAGAGGAGAGCACAGUGCCGGUGAGGGAUGCUGACAGGCGCUGUGUGGUGCUGCUGACGUGUGAGGACACGGGGUGUGGCAUCGCAGAGGAGGAGCAGCGCGACGUGUUUCAGGCGUUCAUGCAGGCACACCAGAAGAGACAUGCACAUGGCGGCAGUGGCAUGAGCCUUCACUUAUCUCGCCAGCUGGUGUCCCUCUUGGGCGGCAGCAUGGGUCUGCUCAGCACAGAGGGCAUCGGCACCACUCUGCACGUCGCAGUGCCCCUUGCUGCCACGUCAUCUCCUCCACCUUCUGCUGCUUCUGCUGCUGCUGCUUCUCGUUCCCCUGCUGCCGAUGCCGCUGCUGAUUCUGCUCCAGCUGCUGGUUGUGGUGCUGACGGGGAGGGCGGGUGCAGCCCCAGUGCCAGAGUGGGCAACAGAAGCUUGAGUGCGAGCGAGGGGCUGGGAUGUGGAGAGGCGGAGGGCACAGGCGCAGUGGAGGGCGGGGUUAAGAAGGUUGUGAGCACCAAGGAGGCUCUCAAGGAGAUGCUUCAGGGCAUGGCGAUCCUGGUGGUGGACGACAACUUGAUCAACCGGCGGGUGGCGGCGAGCACGCUGGCGCGGUACGGGGCGGAGGUGGCGCUGGCAGAGUCGGGCGAGGCGGCACUGCGCCUGCUGCAGGCGCGCCACUCCUUCCGCCUCGUGCUCAUGGACCUCCACAUGCCGGGCCUUGACGGCUUUCAAACUACCGCCCGCCUGCGCGCCUUUGAGGCCGCUGCUCUGAUGGCCCGGGGAGACCAAGGAGAACAGGGGUUGCAGCGCAUGCCAGUGGUGGUGGAGAGUGGGGCAGAGGGUGGGGACGGGGAGGGGGGCUGGCAGCCGCAGCAGCGCGUUCAUGUGGUGGCCAUGUCAGCAGAUGUGGACAGCAGCGUUGCUGCCCUUGCCACAGAGGCAGGCAUGGAUGGUGCUGUGCAGAAGCCACUCAAUGAGAGGAUGCUGCUGCAGGUGCUCUCAACAUUGUUUGUGAAGAGACGGAGGUACAGAACCCACUCGAUGUACUAA